UGUUUGUGCGAUAAGUGUGUGCGAUAAGAACCUUCCCCAGCAGAAACAAAUUUACUGAAAGACUUUGAACAUAGCUUAAUCAGUUGCAAUAAAAAAAACCAAUCCACAUUGGAAAAUGUGUACGUCCUAUGGAAGACGGACUUGUAACGGAAGCGAUUGAAUCUACAGCUGCUAAAGCUACCGGACGGUUUUGUUCCCUCAGCCCGGAACGUGCUCGGUGUGGUUUUAUCCCCAUUUUUGGGGAUUGAACGGCGUACAGAAAUGCCAUCUGGCAAUUAUUAGCUAAGCAUUGUGUCAUUUGCAACUGAUUGAUCAUACAAAGAGCUCGCGAAUUGCGUACAGUUCAUCUCAUCCCGUCGUAGGAUGAAUGUUGAACUGCGCGAUUUCGAGAUUAGUGAUUCCGAAACCGAGCUGCUCAUAGAACCAGCCACAACCCGUGCCAAUCGACUGAACGGCCGUUCGUUUCGCAAUCGUCGACAAGAAUUGUUCAAGCUGGGGUCCUUCCUGAAGAAGCUGUGCUGCUGCUGGUGCUGGGCAUGGCGAAAAUGGUGUGCAUCGAAGGAACUAAAACCCCGCACGAUCUACAUCGGGCGACCGCUGACGGAAAAGUUUCCACCGAACGAGAUCCGGAACCAGAAGUACAACUUCUUCACCUUUCUGCCGCUCGUGCUGUUCGAGCAGUUCCGCUUCUUUCUCAAUCUGUACUUCCUCAUCAUGGCCGUUAGCCAGUUCAUACCGGAAAUUCGUAUCGGAUACCUUUACACCUACUGGGGUCCGCUCGGGUUCGUACUGGCCGUGACGAUAUGUCGCGAAGCGGUCGAUGACCUUCGGCGGCACAAGCGCGACCGAGAGGUAAAUUCGCAGAAGUACAAACGGUUUGUCAGCGCGGACAAACCACCGGAAUCUGUAUCUUCAUCGAAGCUACGCGUCGGUGAUGUUAUCAUGGUGGAAAAGGAUGAACGAGUGCCGGCAGAUUUGAUAUUGCUGCGAACGAGCGACAAAAGUGGAGCCGUAUUCGUGCGUACCGACAUGCUGGAUGGAGAGACAGACUGGAAGCUGAGGCUGGCAGUUCCGGCAACGCAGAAACUUGCAUCCCAUGGCGAUCUCCUGACGGUGAAUGCGUCGCUGUACGUUGAGAAACCGCAGCGAGAUAUACACACGUUCAUCGGGACUUAUUCGAAGCUCGGUGGAACAGAAGAUGAAGGGUUAAAUGUGGAAAACACACUCUGGGCAAAUACGGUCGUUGCAUCCGGCACGGCCGUCGGUAUCGUCAUCUACACUGGCAGCGAAACGCGCAGCGUAAUGAACAAUUCACAACCACGCUCUAAAGUGGGUCUCCUCGAUCUGGAAAUUAAUAAUCUCACAAAGGUCCUGUUCUGCGCCGUCAUCGGAUUGUCCUUCGCGAUGAUGUGCCUGAAGGGAUUCAACGGACCCUGGUAUCGAUAUAUGUUCCGAUUCGUGCUGCUGUUUUCCUACAUCAUCCCGAUCAGCUUGCGGGUCAACCUCGACAUGGGGAAAGCAUUCUACUCGUGGCAGAUUCAAAAUGACGACGAAAUCAAGGGUACGGUGGUGCGUUCCACCACCAUUCCCGAAGAGCUGGGACGCAUGUCGUACCUGCUGACGGACAAAACUGGUACACUUACGCAAAACGAGAUGAUCUUUAAGAAGAUCCACGUCGGUACGGCCGCGUACGGGCGGGACACCUUCCCGAUGGUGUCGGCUGCCAUACAAUCCGUGUACGGGACUUUAACGGCACCGGCAGACGCAUCGCCAGAUGACCACGGUUCCGAUUAUCAACCGCGGCUGCGCAAACCGGAUGGAUGGCGCAUUUGGGAGUCAGUAAAAGCGCUCGCCCUCUGUCACAACGUUACACCCGUUUACGAAAGUAGCAGUAAUAAUGGUGGAAGCAGCUCGCUAUCAUCCACCUCCGGGACGGAACGGCGACAAUCACCUGCUCGGUCGAUUUCCGUCGAAAGCCAGGCUGGUGAACCAUCGGCCGGCAAAUCGACCACGACGGAGAAAACUUACCAAGCGUCCAGUCCUGAUGAGAUCGCACUGGUAAAGUGGACGGAAUCGGUCGGUUUGACACUGGUACAGCGAGAUCUCAACCACAUGACGCUACAGAUACGCGAUGCAACACGCGAAAGUAGUGGUGCGCGCGGUGCAAAUAUGAACGAGAACGCUUCCAUUAACACGACCGUCACGAAUCUGUCGGUAAAUUCAAAAACUGACCUUAACUCACCGUCGAGCGGUGGCAGUGUAACGUCACUGAAUUCGAUCAUUGCCGCCGGUGCACCCGGCCUGAUGAAGUACCAAAUACUGCAAACGUUUCCUUUUACGAGCGAAAACAAACGCAUGGGAAUUAUCGUGCGUGAGCUAAAUGGUGGUGAGAUUACCUUCUAUCUGAAAGGUGCCGAUGUCGUUAUGUCCGGGAUCGUGCAGUACAAUGAUUGGCUGGCGGAGGAAAGUGGCAAUAUGGCACGCGAGGGUCUCCGAACGCUCGUCGUAGCGAAAAAGGUGUUGACGGAGGAACAUUACAACGAUUUCGUGAUGCGUUACAAUGCGGCCAAGGUAAGCGUUACCGAUCGCGUUACAAAGGUGGCCGCCGUUAUCGAGAGCCUCGAGCGCGAGAUGGAACUGCUCUGUCUGACCGGUGUCGAGGAUCGGUUGCAGGAGCGCGUACGGCCAACGCUCGAGCUCCUGCGAAAUGCGGGCAUUAAGAUUUGGAUGCUAACCGGCGAUAAGCUCGAAACCGCCACCUGUAUAGCAAAGUCGUCACACCUGGUCGGGCGUAAUCAAAGCAUACACGUGCUGAAGAGUGUGCUCACACGCACGGACGCCCAUCUGGAGCUGAACCAGUUCCGCCGGAAGCAGGACUGUGCGCUGGUUGUGUCCGGCGAAAGCCUUGAGGUGUGUCUGCAGUACUAUCAGCCCGAGUUUAUGGAGCUUGCGACGGCCUGCCCGGCGGUCGUUUGCUGCCGUUGCAGCCCAACGCAAAAGGCGCAGGUUGUUUCGCUGAUUCAGAAGUACUCGAAAAAGCGCACGUGCGCCGUUGGAGACGGUGGCAAUGAUGUGAGCAUGAUCCAGCAGGCAGACGCAGGUAUCGGGAUCGAGGGACGCGAAGGCAAACAAGCGUCCUUGGCGGGCGACUUUAGCAUACCGCAGUUCUCGCACAUUGCGCGAUUGCUGAUCGUGCACGGCAGACGUUCGUACAAGCGAUCGGCUGCCCUGUCGCAGUUCGUCAUCCAUCGUGGGCUGAUCAUCUCCACCAUGCAGGCGGUCUUUUCGGCCGUGUUCUACCUGUCUUCGGUGGCACUUUACCAGGGCUUUCUAAUGGUCGGAUACGCGACACUCUACACCAUGUUUCCGGUGUUUUCACUCGUGCUCGAUCAGGACAUUAGUGCGAACAUAGCGAUCACGUACCCCGAGCUUUAUAAGGAACUGUCGAAGGGUCGCAGUUUAAGCUACAAAACGUUCUUCAUGUGGGUGUUGAUCAGUAUCUAUCAAGGCGGUGUGAUCAUGUACGGUGCGCUGAUUCUGUUCGAGGACGAAUUUAUUCAUAUCGUAGCCAUCAGCUUUUCGGCCCUCAUUCUAACGGAGCUGAUAAUGGUUGCACUAACCAUUCGUACGUGGCACAAAUUGAUGGUUAUAGCGGAACUGUUCAGUCUAGUGCUUUACAUCGUCUCUCUUGCCGUGUUGCACGAAUAUUUCGACUGGGAGUUCAUCUGGUCGUGGGAUUUCCUGUGGAAAGUGCUGGUCAUUACACUCGUCUCCUGUCUUCCGCUGUACAUACUAAAAUUCCUGCGCAAAAAGUUCUCACCACCAUCGUAUUCGAAGCUCUCCUAAGUGUACGGUUCGUCGGUUUUAUUUAUUUAUUUCUAACAUUUCAACAGAGCGCUCGUUUUCUGACCUGGUUAUUAUAUCAGCGCAGAGCAUUAUUUAGCUUUAUAAACGCAUUCAUUAUUCGUGCUUAGUUUAUACCCGUUUAUUCCGUUUCAUUUUGACCUCAAAGUAUUACCUUUGAUGAUCGUUGUAAGCUGGGUAACAACAAAUAUAGCGACACUUGUUUUGUUUCCUUUUUUUAAUACCAAUUAUAUCAGCUGAUGUGUAUUGUAUACUUUGAUCGUGAUAUUUUUUCUGUAAACUACUCCAAUGUAUGGGCUUACCCAUUUGGCUCACUUAUCUUUGCAUGCGAAUGGAACAAAAAAGAUACUGUGAGUGAGAAACAGCAUGAGAGAACAUUUUGUUUAACGAUGAGAAGGGCAGCGAAAGUACAUAACUGAAACAUAACUUGUUACAAACAGUGUCUAAACGAAUAUCAAUGCCUUCGGCAGCCGAACGUAGUAAUACAGUUCGCGAUGAACAAUUUUUAAAUGGUAAUCAUUCAAAUUUAAGCGUUCAUUUUUACUAAAAGGACAAAACUUUAAACAUAAAAUACGACUAUACACGCACACCUUUACACGCAACAAAAAAACACUCAUCCAACCAACAGCAUUACAAGCAAAACUAAACAUUAACAAAAGGGGAAUGUGCAGUAUAGCAAGGUGUGUUCCGCAAGCGUGUUCCAAGAUCGUGGAAUUAUUGAACCAAUAUUAUCCAACCAAAGGGGAUACAGCUGUGAGUUUCUCACGCCCUUGGUACAUAUUGAGCGGAAAUAAACGAAACACAUUAAGUGGACUAAUUAAGUUAAUAAACUUCACAAUUUAAUAACAAA
Anopheles funestus (African malaria mosquito) is the source of this 4714-nucleotide messenger RNA. Its product is annotated as probable phospholipid-transporting ATPase IIA. The transcript is spliced from 6 exons. Gene Ontology annotation, biological process: retrograde vesicle-mediated transport, Golgi to endoplasmic reticulum; endocytosis; phospholipid translocation. Lineage: Eukaryota; Metazoa; Arthropoda; Insecta; Diptera; Culicidae. The coding region runs from base 364 to 3846 and encodes 1160 amino acids. The record is from RefSeq and is a predicted model, not a curated record. Gene Ontology annotation, molecular function: magnesium ion binding; ATP hydrolysis activity; ATP binding. Gene Ontology annotation, cellular component: endosome; plasma membrane; trans-Golgi network.